AUCAUAAUAGAUGCUUCUUUGAAGAAAAAUGAGCCCAAAGCAGAGGCAUUUUUUAAAAAUGAAGAUGAAAUGGAGAUAACAUAUCCCAAAGACAUUAAAUCAAUGGACAAAAAGAAAAAAAUGAAGGAAGCACUAUUGAGAGACCACCCUGAGACCCUUCUCCUAGACUACAGUGGCCCAGAGAAUAAAAGAGUUUGCUGCAACCUGCUGUUUUUCACUAAAAACACAGAUGCUUGGCACUGCACACUUUUGACUGAAAUGAACUGCAUUAGAAAGGGACGUAUCUGUAAAGGCAGGCAACUGUCCCUUGAAAAUGAACAGGGGGCAAGGCUGACCAUCAACAUAUACCACAAUGGCACAGUUCUGAUCCAAGGACCAGAAGCUGGUCUCAGUGAAUUUCAGGCUAAAUUUGGACUAUUGAAGAGAGAGGUCCAAAAGGUCCUGGAAAAUCCUGAGAGAAAAGACCAAAUCGAUGAAAAGCCAGAUGCCAUCAAAGUGAGAAUUGAUGAAUCCUGCCUCAACACACCCCUAUACCAACCAAAGGCUCCCACUUCUCCCAGAAUAAGAGCACUACAAGACAACUUCUCUCUGCUGGAACAGGACUACUUCAUAUUUAAAGAAGAAACUACCAACAACAUCUGCCAGCUCCAAGAGCAGGUCAUCCAGAUCAGCAACCCCAAUGUGCAGCUUCAACAGCUAUGCACUGCUAUGAGGCAGCUGGAGGAGGCCAACAAGGAGAUGAGGCGAGAGUUGACAAGUGUGAAGCAAGAACUGUCCAAGAGAGAACAACAUACACAGGCUCUGGAGAGUCAACUGGAGGAGAUGAGGACCGAGCUAAGGUCGUACACCUCUAGCAACACCUCAAGCAGAGCACAGAAACAACAUGUGACCUCACAGAUGGACAAUGCCUCUUCGUCUACACCAUCACAGCAUACCCAAAGUCUGAUAGACGAAAAGGAUUGUGGCAGAGAGGAAAGCUUACGAAGACCAAGUUCACUCAUCGCAGGCAACACCAGAUCCAACUACAACAUCAACAGCAUCAACAGUCCCACUUUGAACACUUUCAGCAGCAACAACAACAACAACAACAGACAUGCAGCCAGCAGCCACAGCAACAUUGACACCAGAUGUGGAAUCAGCGGAGAAAAGGAAAAGGACAUCAUUAUCCUCUGUGACUCAAAUGGUAACCACCUAAAUCCAAGGAGGCUGUUUCCUGAAAGAAACCUGCUCGACAGAGAUACCUUCUCCAAAUCCGAUCCAAUAUGUGUCCUCUACACACAAGCCGUUGGAAACAAGGAAUGGAGAGAGUUUGGCAGGACUGAGGUCAUCGACAACACCCUGAACCCCGACUUUGUGCGCAAAUUCAUCUUGGACUACUUCUUCGAGGAGAGACAAAACCUCAGAUUUGAUUUGUAUGAUGUCGACUCCAAAAGCACCAACCUGUCAAAGCAUGAUUUCUUGGGUCAGGCCUCUUGUACUCUGGGUGAGGUGGUCGGUUCGCUGGGUGGCCGCUUGGAGAAACCCCUCGGAGGCAUUCCCAAUAAGAAGUGUGGAACCAUCAUUGUCAAAGCAGAGGAACUGGGAAACUGCAGGGAGUCAGUGUUGAUGCAGUUCUGUGGGAAUAAACUGGACAAGAAGGAUUUCUUUGGCAAAUCAGACCCCUUCCUGGUGUUCUACCGGAGCAAUGAGGAUGGAACGUUCACCAUCUGCCAUAAGACCGAGGUAGUGAAGAACACACUGAACCCCGUGUGGCAAGCCUUCAAGAUCCCCGUUAGAGCACUCUGCAACGGAGACUACGACAGAACAAUCAAGGUUGAAGUGUAUGACUGGGAUCGGGAUGGCAGCGUCUUCGCAGAUUCCAAGGACACUAUACAGCGUUUUAAAAAACGGGGAUCGGCAAACUCAGACAGGUUUCAGGAACCAAUCAGAUCCAACCAUGACUUCAUUGGAGAGUUUAGCACAAGCUACAGAGAGUUGUCCCGUGGCCAAUCACAGUUCAACGUCUAUGAGGUGAUAAAUCCAAAGAAGAAAAGCAAAAAGAAAAAGUACCUAAACUCAGGAACGGUAACACUACUGUCCUUCCUGGUAGACAUUGAGGUGACAUUCCUGGACUACAUCAAGGGCGGGACUCAGAUUAAUUUCACCGUGGCCAUCGAUUUCACCGCCUCCAACGGCAACCCGGCGCAGCCCACCUCGCUGCACUACAUGAACCCGUACCAGCUGAACGCCUAUGGCAUGGCACUGCGGGCCGUGGGCGAGAUCAUACAGGACUACGACAGCGACAAGAUGUUCCCCGCGCUGGGCUUUGGAGCCAAACUGCCCCCGGACGGGAGGGUGUCCCAUGAGUUUGCACUGAAUGGCAACCCCCAGAACCCCUACUGCCAUGGCAUCGAUGGCGUGAUGGAGGCGUACUACCAGAGCCUCAAAUCAGUUCAGCUGUACGGCCCAACCAACUUCUCACCGAUCAUCAACCACGUGGCCAGGUAUGCUGCGUCGGUCAAGGACGGCUCGCAGUACUUCAUCCUCCUCAUCAUCACAGACGGGGUCAUAUCCGACAUGGCCCAGACCAAGGAGUCCAUCGUCAACGCCUCAGGUCUUCCUAUGUCUAUCAUCAUAGUGGGAGUGGGUCCAGCGGAGUUUGAUGCCAUGGUUGAACUGGAUGGAGACGAAGUGCGGAUCUCAUCACGGGGCCGAUACGCUGAGAGAGACAUCGUACAGUUUGUGCCGUUCCGCGACUACAUCGACAGAACCGGGAACCACAUCCUGAGUAUGGCCCGGCUGGCCAAAGACGUCCUAGCUGAGAUCCCGGACCAGUUCCUGUCCUACAUGAGAACCCGCGGGAUCAAGCCGUCGCCCGCCCCCCCUCCCUACACGCCCCCCGGCCAGGCCGUGCAGACGCAGAUCUGACAGGGAGGGGGGCCCCACCCCCCCCCCCCCACGCCCGCUCUUCCACCACCUCUCUCUGUCGCUCUUUAAUCUUCUCUGCAUCACUCAGUGAUAGUAGGAGAGUAGAAUAUGGGGCUCACACAGGCCCCCAGUGCCCAUCUCUCUCUCUCUCUCUCCCUCUCUCUCACUCUAUCUCUCUCACUCUAUCUCUCUCUCUUCCUUUCUCUCUCUCUCUCUCUGUCGUUGCACUAUGGAGGUAGAACCUGACAGAACUGGCUUGCAGUUCCGGGAGUGGAAUGUGUUCGGUGGAACCCAACCCGGGGGGAAGGCCUGUUUACUUCCUCCUGUACAGAGCUCUCAUCUCAGUGGAGUGCUGACCAAUCAGCACACGUGGAACCUUCUCCAACGGCAUUCUGGGGGGGGGGGAAACGUCAACAAUAAGAGCAAAACAACGCAUGGCAGAACUCCUCUCUUUCCAGCAGUGAUGAAGAAAGGAGGGAUGGACAGAAGACUGGUGAAUGGAUGAACAGAGAGAAAUGAAGGUGUGAAUUGAUGGAGAUAGAUGAUGGAAUGAUGUAUGGAUGAGUGCAUGGAUGCAUGCAUUGAUUAAUUCAGAAGAUGAAUGGAGUUGAUUGAUUGAUUGAUUGAUUGAUUGAAUAUUUUGCAUAGAGAGAUGUUGGGCUGAGAUAUGCAUGCCCUGAUGAACAAGCUUUUAGAGAUGUACAGUAGACUGGUGGAUUUUGCCAUUCUGCUCCAGGAAAAAACUAGCAAUCAAGCAACCACAAACAAGCAAGUGAACCGGUGUUUGUGUAGGACAUCUGCAAGGGGAGGGUGCAGUACGUCUGCAGACACAAACUCACUCGACUGUAUAGAACUGGAAAUAGACUUCUGCUCAAACUCACUAACUUAACUAACUACUCUUAUCUCUCUCUCUAUCUCUCUCUCUCUCUCUUCUCUCACUCAAUGUUUACAUGUGAUGAAUUUUUACUGUUGUAUACUUUUAUAAGCAUUCUUGAACUUAACUGCUCUUUAACUACUAACUUUGGAAUAUGGGGAUCCUCCUCCUGGCACGGUGUUUUGUGUUUAACGUUGCCACGGUGAUUUGUGGGGGCUACUAGCUACUAGAACUACGUUGUGAUAUACAGAGGGCAAAGUUCAGAGUUCACCUGAAGGUCAAGGGUCAAACCGAGGGAGGGACAUUGUGUCACAUUUUGUUGCCAGUUCUCUCCCUCAUCCAAUCCCUACCCUCCACCAUUUCAUUUCUCCGUCUCUUUCUCUCCUUCUUUCUCUCUCUCUCUCAAUUCAAAUUCUCUCUCUGUUCCAUUGUCCAACUUUCCCAUUUUUGUUCCAUCGCUGUGUUGAUCGCUAAGUAAAAGAUGAUUUUUGAAAAUCACAAAAAAAAAAAAAAAAAAAGUUUUAAAAAGCAGCUGCUCUCAAACUCGCUUUGAGACUCGGAGCCCAGUGUUCAAAAAUACAGAGACGUGUUCACUUUGUCUUAACCUCAGCCAGUGACAACGCUGUUCUGGGGAUGUGUGUGUGUGUGUGUGUGUGUGUGUGUGUGUGUGUGUGUGAGAGAGAGAGAGUGCAGGGUAUAUCACUUGUUCUCCAUCUCUUCACUGCUCUCUGUGUCUGUUUUCUUUAAAUCAAUUUGUUCUGAGGCUGUGAAACUGUCCCAGUGAAAAGGAUAAAACUGGACAUUCACUGACAUCCUGUGACGUGUGUCCACAGUAACGGAUCACAUUAGACCCAGUUUGCAAAGCCAGUCUUAUAUAGUAUAUACAGUGCACUGGAUACGGUUGACAGUAGUGCUUUCAUAUACAACAUCAUUGCCUAUAGGUUUGCAUUCAUUUGAAUCAUAUAUGCCAUGUUUUGUUUUUAACAAUAAUAGCUUGCAUAUUUUUCUAAUGUUUUUAUGAAUUUCAUAUCAUAAUCUCACACACACACACACACACACACACUGCCGACCACACAUUUACUCACACUUUGACAUUUCCUGUACAGUCAUUCCAAUCUUCCGUUUGCCUGGAUGUUAUACACCCCUUCUGCUGUCACUCACACACCUCAUCAGGUGAUCCACACUUGAUGUCCAGUGUCAGGAUAUUAGAUGUGUGUGACUGCAGUUAUGCAGCUGAAACACACACACACACUAACACACACUGGAGUGUUGGACCCUGAUUUCACACACAGAAUCUUAACGUUGUACAUAGUUUUACUUUGAAAUAAACACAGUAACACAUCACAUUAGAACACAUUUCAAACCCCAGUCUUAUAUUAUAUAGUAGUCAUAACCACUUCACUGUGGUGCUUUCAUAUACAAUAUUAUUGCAUAUAGGUUUGUGUUCAUUUGAAUCACAUAUGACAUGUUUUGUUUUUAACAAUACUAGCUUGCAUAUUUUUUUAUGUUUUUUUAUGAAUUUCAUAUCAUAAUCAGAUUGUUUCAUAUUUAUUUUGCCAUAAUUGGAAAUAUGUCAAGAAGGUAGGAUGUGUCUUAAGAUGUGUGAGAAAAAGACAAACACUGCACAUGCCUGUAUGCUAAGUGUGCAGAGACGAUGUUUAGUGCUCAAGCAACACAACAUGACGCUAAUUUUCUUCCAUUGGGCGGCCAGACGCCAUAUGCCAUAAUGUGGCCGCCACCACAGCCUGGUGAGUGCCAUUCACAUUAAUGCAGAUGUGUGAUGCCAAAUCAUCUUCAUCUUCAUCUUUUCACAUUAAUGCAGUGUGAUGCCAAAUCAUCAUAAUCAUCUUUUCACAUGACAACAUUCAUGUUGUUUUCUCACGCCAUAAACACCUGACUUAUAUGUAGCAAUCUACAACAACUACCAGAUUCCAAAGCCAGGGGAACUAAACAAACAAACACACCGACUAGAACAGAACUGGACUCCUCUCUGCUGCUGGAAAAUGUGUGUGUGUGUGUGGGGUGGGGUGGGGUGGGGUGGGGUGGGCAGGGUUUCUGCAUGAGGUCUUGGGUUUCUGUUGUGGGUAGGUGGCUAGGUAGGUAGCAUUCUUUUGUUGACGCUUGUAGACUCCGUCGUCGUGUGCUCUUGAGCAGAGCGCACCGCUGCUUGUUCACCUUGGUGCUGGUGCUGUGCGGUCAGUGCCGUUUCUAUGGUGACUCGAAGAAAAACAAACAUACAUGAGAGAACACCUUAGGUGAUGAUGAUGACGACGAAGGAUCACAACUGAUUUGUAGUGGUUUUUGGGAAGGAUUGGAUUUGUGAAGAAGCCUUGUAGUGAGAGAAUGAGAGGAGGUAGGGUUUCAAAUGCCAAUGCCACAGCUUCUCUGCAGCCAGAGCGUAGCAGUCAGCGGCAUACUAGCAUGCGCAAGGCAUGUUUAUGUGUGUGUGUGUGUGUGUGUGUGUGAGAAAAAGAGAGAGUGUGUCAGUGUGAGAAAGAGAGAGAGUGUAUGUGUAUGUUUGCAGUGUGAAUGCAAUUUGAACAGACCGGGUUAGUUACUCGCGUGGUCGUUGUUUACUGAUGAUAUCCAAAUAAUAUAUUGUAUGCUUGUCAUAUAUAAAUAUAACGGGCACUAUGUUUGCAUGUGCAGUUUUUUCCAUGAGAUGCACCUGUUCUUUGUUAAGAGUGUUUUGAAGAUACUAGAAGUUAAUGAUGAACAUUAUUGUACAAAAUGGCCUUAAAAUUCUCACUGAACUCUUGGAAAUGUGCGAUGCCUUCAGAUAUUAUUAAAUUGUUAUAUAUUUUGUGUUGAUGUAAUACUAUUGCUUUCCUGUGUAUUUGGUCUUUGCACAGAUUCACUUACUAGAAAAAGGAAAUCAAAGUUCUGUUGUACUUUUUGAAAUUGGUUGUCAGUCUGAGAAUGCAUGACUGAAGUAAGGUAAUUCAUCUGAGGAAAAUAACUAUUUCUGUAUUAAAACUUGGUUUUUAAAUAAAUAUUCUUACCUAACACUA
This is a messenger RNA of Alosa sapidissima (American shad), 6792 nucleotides long. RefSeq names its product copine-8. The transcript is spliced from 21 exons. The record is from RefSeq and is a predicted model, not a curated record. Lineage: Eukaryota; Metazoa; Chordata; Actinopteri; Clupeiformes; Clupeidae. The coding region runs from base 70 to 2907 and encodes 945 amino acids. Gene Ontology annotation, biological process: cellular response to calcium ion. Gene Ontology annotation, molecular function: calcium-dependent phospholipid binding. Gene Ontology annotation, cellular component: plasma membrane.